Pelodiscus sinensis (Chinese soft-shelled turtle) is the source of this 1442-nucleotide messenger RNA. Lineage: Eukaryota; Metazoa; Chordata; Testudines; Trionychidae. The record is from RefSeq and is a predicted model, not a curated record.
CGGGGUACAGGCCAACUGUAGCUUCCCUCCAGCUUGGUUUGGUUGUGGCCCUGAGACAGGCCCUGGUGUGUACAUGGGCUGUAUGUGCCACGCCAGGAGUCGCCUGUCCCUGUGUGCACAGCCCGAAGUCAGGGGCAGGGCUGCCGUCCUCUGAAGGCAGCUGAGGUCUCAGACUGGGAAGUGUGCACUGGGCAUUGCAAAGUUCUGUCUGUGCUCCGGGAAAGGGCUGCUCUCCCAGCAGCUUAGGGUGCAGAUGCUCCAGCAAGAACUUAAAGCCGGGUUUCCAUUUUUCACUGCUGUGGAGUGUGUGCUGUGCACAUGGAAUGCGGCUACUGUCCAACAGCAGCCUUGCACAAACAGCACGAUAAAUGAUUUAUUCCAAAACAAUUAAGAUAUCUAGUCAGAUGUUACAUCACAUGUGGCAGCCAGAUGGAUGAGAUUGGGAAUGUACUUGGAGUUCUUUCUUACAGAAAACAAAUAUCCCUCGCAGUCACUAAGGUUUUCCAGAAUGAUGCCAAGAAAAAGAAGGCAGUUAAUUCCAUUAAAUGCUGUCCAGAGUAAACCUGACUUCUCUCCAGCUGACACCUCUGGGAGCCUGACAGUUGUUCUUGAUGGGAAUUCCUCUCCAAUAAGCAGCAAAUACUUCUGUGAAGAGAAGAGGACAUCUUCUCGGCUAGGAACAGACUUUUUCAACCAACCCUGCAUCAGCCUGGCUAAGUCAUUUCUAGGACAGAUUUUAGUUCAUAAACUUCCAGAUGGCAGAGAACUCCAGGGAAGGAUUGUGGAAACAGAGGCGUAUCUGGGUGGGGAAGAUGAAGCUUCCCAUUCAAAGGGAGGGAAGCAAACUGCAAGAAAUGCAGCCAUGUUCAUGAAGCCUGGAACCCUGUAUGUGUACCAGAUCUAUGGGAUUUAUUUCUGCAUGAAUGUUUCCAGCCAGGGGGCGGGAGCUGCAGUCCUGCUCCGUUCCUUGGAACCGCUGCAGGGCCUGGACACAAUGAGGCAGCUGCGAAGUGCUCACAGGAAAGGAUCAGCCAAACCCCUGAAGGACUGGCAGCUGUGCAAUGGACCAUCCAAGCUCUGUCAAGCACUUGAUAUUAACAAGAGCUUUGACCAAAAGGACCUGAUUCACGAUCCAGCAAUCUGGAUGGAGCCUGGCUCAGAGGCAUUAGAACAGGCUGUGGUGACUGCGGCCAGAAUUGGGGUCAACUAUGGUGGAGAGUGGGCACAGAAACCACUGAGGUUUUAUAUACAAGGGAACAAAUGUGUGAGUGUUAUAGACAAGAAGGUGGAGAGAGAGCAUGGUGCUGUGCUGUAGAGGGUGAGAGGGAUGAGGACAAACAAGACUGGAGUGCUGGUAAGGUCUGUGCUUUCAUUAACUGUCAGGCCCAGUAAAAUGCUGGUUUGGAUUUGGUUUUAAUAAUAAAGGUGCUUUGUUACAAUGA